AUGGAGACGACAUCGAUCUUUGACGUGCAGACGGAGGUUUCAGAAGGAGGCCUGAAGGAACUGGUGCUGAGAUGGUUCAAUGAAACUCAAGCUCAGUUCCUCCUGGACAAUGGAAUCUUCCCCAGCUGGUUUCAAGGUUUUGCUACAAGAAAGGACGUGGAGGACCUGCUGAGAAAUGAAGCUCUGGGCAGUUUUCUCGUCCGCCUCAGUGAGAAAGCUGUCGGCUACAUCCUGUCCUACAAGUCGUCUGACAGAUGUCGACACUUUGUCAUUACCCAGAACCGAGCCGGACUGUUCAGCCUAUCAGGAGACAGUCAGACUUACUCCAGUCUCACACAGCUGAUUGAACACUAUAAGGUCCGGCCCAUCCUGCCCUUUGGAGAGUACCUGACCUCCAGCUGCCACCAGGAAAACGCUGGUGAUUUCUAUGAUGCGGUCAACUUCGAGGCUGAAGGGAAAUCAGGGGUGAGUGUUAAAGCUCUGCAGGCUCUGUGGGACCAGAGGAGCAAAAAUCCCCAUCUCCCAGGCAACAGCCCCAGGAUGCAGCAGCAGAGUGACAACCCCACAGCCUCAUCACCGGCACUGCCAACCAAAUCCAAAACCUGGAGACUGACAGGAACCUUGUCUGCAGAUGCAGUGACAUACUCACAGGCUGCAGCACCAAAGGGAGAGGAUCCUCUGGGCUUGUCUCUAAGUCAACCUUUGUCUGAGAGACAGACUCUGACAGACUCAAAUCGAGUGGUGAGACUCAGAGGAAGUACAAACCCAGAGCCGGCCAGAGCUGAAGGCUCAGUAUCAUUUAAUUGUCCAAAAACAAGUCGUCCUGGGGAUAAUUGGACAACAGACAUGACCCUAAAACAGUUACAGAUCAGGAGUCAGUCUCUACCCAAACUGGACAACACCAUGGAGGAGGACAACCACUCCAAUGGGACUUCCUUCACAAUGUCAACAUCUAAUUCACCCACAUCACUGAAGAAGGUCACCUCCUAUACCCAGGAAACGAGAUCUCCGAGGUCCCUCCACAAUCCCAGGCUGAGCAAUACCACCCAAGAACAAGAUGAAGUCCAUGAAACGUCGAGGUCUAACCUGCAGUACCAGACAUGCUCAUCUCAACAGAAAGUCAACAUGUAUGCUGAGGUUUCCCAGGAAACAAGAUCUCCCAGGUCCCUCCACAAUCCCAGGCUGAGCAAUACCAACCAAGAACAAAAUGAAGCCCAUGAAACAUGGAGGUCUAACCCACUGUACCAGACCUCCUCAUCUCAACAGAAAGUCCACAUGUAUGCUGAGGUUUCCCAGGAAACAAGAUCUCAAAGAUGCGCUCUUCAUGAUGACACCUACGAGCAGAUCCCAGGAGAAGAUGCCAUGUAUGAGACACUGGAAGACAUCAAGAUCACAAAAUCCAAGUCCAGCUGUGAGAAAAAAUGUUACUCAGAUGUGAUUGGUCAGUUUGUAACGUUAAGAAACAUGUUUUAA
Thalassophryne amazonica is the source of this 1473-nucleotide messenger RNA. RefSeq lists its product as uncharacterized. Bases 1 to 1473 code for a protein of 490 amino acids. Gene Ontology annotation, cellular component: cytoplasm. The transcript is spliced from 5 exons. NCBI's taxonomy places the organism in Eukaryota, Metazoa, Chordata, Actinopteri, Batrachoidiformes, Batrachoididae. The record is from RefSeq and is a predicted model, not a curated record.